CAGAUCUCCAGCACCCUGUCCUGGAGCCUGUACGAGCUGUCGCGGCACCCCGGGGUGCAGGCGGCGCUGCACCGGGAGGUGGUGGCGGCGCUGGGCCCCGGCCACGAGCCCCCCGCGGCCGCGCUGGCCCGCAUGCCCCUGCUGAAAGCCGUGGUCAAGGAGACGCUGAGGCUCUACCCCGUCAUCCCCAGCAACGCCCGCGUGGUCCCCGACCGAGACAUCCGCGUGGGCGACUUCCUGGUGCCCCGCAAGACCCUCAUCACCCUGUGCCACUACGCUGCCUCCCGCGACGGCCGCUUCUUCCCGGCGCCCGACGCCUUCCGGCCGGAGCGGUGGCUGCGCCGCGGCCCCACGCACCACCCCUUCGCCUCGCUGCCCUUCGGCGUGGGCAAACGCAGCUGCGUCGGCCGCCGCCUGGCCGAGCUGGAGAUCCACCUGGCCCUGGCGCAGAUCCUGCUGCGCUUCGAGGUGCGCCCGGAGCCCGGGGGUGCCCCGGUGAGGCCCAUGACCCGCACCCUGCUGGUCCCCGAGGCCAGCAUCAACCUCCAGUUCCUGAGCCGCCGGGGGGGGCACGCGGCCGGGACCCUCCCGUCCCCACCCCCGUGACGUCCCCACAGGGCCCCCGCCGCCUUAUUUAACGCCCGAGGGCGCCCUUUAUUUAUUGCUCCUGCGGAGACGCGCUGGCCCCUCGUGUGCCCGGCUUAUUUAAAGCUUUAUUUAUUGAU
Molecule: messenger RNA, 725 nt
Organism: Oxyura jamaicensis (ruddy duck)
Lineage: Eukaryota; Metazoa; Chordata; Aves; Anseriformes; Anatidae
Product: 25-hydroxyvitamin D-1 alpha hydroxylase, mitochondrial-like
Exons: 4
Coding region: 133-606 (157 amino acids)
Biological process (GO): C21-steroid hormone biosynthetic process; cellular response to peptide hormone stimulus; cholesterol metabolic process
Cellular component (GO): mitochondrial inner membrane
Molecular function (GO): iron ion binding; monooxygenase activity; heme binding
Source: RefSeq, a predicted model, not a curated record